AUGUGGCUUAAACCCGAAGAGGUGCUUCUUAAAAAUGCGCUUAAAUUAUGGGUGACGGAAAAAUCCAACGAUUACUUCGUGCUGCAGCGCAGACGCGGAUACGGAGAGGACAGCGGAGGAUUGACAGGCCUGCUGGUUGGAACUUUGGACACAGUUCUUGACUCCACUGCUAAAGUGGCCCCAUUUCGCAUUUUACACCAAACGCCUGACUCUCAGCUGUACUGGAGCGUUGCCUGCGGAGCAUCUUUAGAGGAGAUCUUGCAGCACUGGGACUGGCUGCAGCAGAACAUCAUCAGAACUCUCUCUGUGAUUGACUCUGGGGAAGACAUCACCAGCUUUGUCCAGGGAAAGAUACGGGGUCUGAUUGCAGAGGAGGGCACAUCCACUGGUGAUGAUGAGGAGGAUCCAAAGCGCUUCAGGGAAACAGUGCUUUGCUUUGAACGUCUGUUCCGAUUGCCUCAGAGAGAGAAACUUGUGACGUAUUUCUCCUGUAGCUACUGGAGAGGCCGAGUUCCAAACCAGGGCUGGAUCUACCUCAGCACCAACUUCCUGUGUUUCUAUUCUUAUAUGCUGGGAAAUGAAGUGAAACUGGUGUUUCCCUGGGAUGAAGUCAGCCGCCUGGAGCAUACAUCAAACGUGUUGUUGGCGGAGAGCAUCCGUGUGCGUGUACGAGGAGAAGAUCAUUUCUUCUCGAUGUUCCUGAGGCUCCAGCAGACAUACCUGAUCAUGCAGCAUCUUGCCGACUACGCCAUCAUGCGCUUCUUUGAGAAAGAAACCUUUAAUACUGAACAUCCACUAGCCAACCCCCUUCACAUCACACAAAGGGCUCUGGAAAUACAUGCACGGAAUCAGUCAUUCCGAGCAUUUUUCCGCUUGCCGCAGGAAGAGAAUCUUUGUGAAGUAUACGAGAGCAUCCUCUGGCUUCCAUUCAGUCACAUGAACACGCUUGGAAAAAUCUGUGUCUCUGAGAACUAUCUGUGCUUUGCAAGCCAGGAUGGGUCUCAAUGCCAUCUCAUUCUACCUUUAUGGGAGGUGUUUAGUGUGGAGCUGCCAGACCACAGCACUCAUGCCCUAACUGUGUGUAUUCGUGGCAAGAGAGCUUUGCGUCUUUCAGAGGUUCGAGAUUUAGAGCGACUUGCUGCCACCAUCCGCAGGAAGUGUGGGACAGCUGGAAGCCCUCAGCAUUACUUCAGUAAUCAGGAUGAGGAAGGUGUGAUGGUGGGACAGAGUCAGGCUGUGAGCACUGAAGCUCUCAUGAACGUCUUUCAUCCACACGAUGCAGAAAACCUUGACCCCAAAAUGCUGAAGGAACGAAUGAAAGAGCAGUCGUGGCAGAUCCACUUUGCUGAAUAUGGCCGUGGAACUGGAAUGUUUUGCACCAAAAAAACACGUGAUCUCAUCGUACGAGGUGUUCCUGAGACUCUCAGAGGAGAAUUGUGGUUGCUUUUCUCAGGUGCUGUACAUGACAUGACCUCUCACCCCGGGUAUUACGGCCGGCUGCUGGAGGAGUGUAUGGGCAGCAGCUCCCUCGCGUGUGAUGAGAUUGAAAGAGAUCUGCAUCGCUCCCUCCCAGAACAUCCAGCAUUUCAAAGCGACACAGGAAUCUCUGCCCUCCGCAGAGUCCUGACCGCGUACGCUCACCGCAACCCCAAAAUUGGUUACUGCCAGGCAAUGAAUAUCCUGACGUCAGUUUUGCUACUGUAUGCUAAAGAGGAAGAGGCCUUCUGGUUGCUGGUAGCUGUGUGUGAAAGAAUGCUCCCAGACUACUUCAACCGCAGAAUCAUUGGAGCUUUGGUGGACCAGGCCGUGUUUGAGGAACUGAUCCGUGUGCAUUUAACCCAGCUGACCGAACACAUGACGGACCUGUCGUUUUUCUCGUCAGUGUCGUUGUCAUGGUUCCUGACUCUCUUCAUCGGUGUACUCCCCAUAGAGAGCGCUGUGAAUGUUGUCGACUGUUUCUUUUAUGACGGAAUCAAAGCCAUUCUACAGCUUGGCCUCGCUGUCCUUUACUACAAUAUGGACAACCUGCUCUGUUGCAAUGACGACGCAGAGGCUGUCACUGUCCUCAACAGGUUUUUCGACAAUGUCACCAAUAAAGAUAGUCCCCUCCCAGCAACCGUACAGCAGGCAUCAGCCAAUGACAAAUCAAUGCAAAAGGUUGACAUCUGUAAUCUCAUCAAGGAGGCAUAUGAGAAAUAUGUAGACAUUCGAACAGAGGAAGUGGAAACCAUGCGUAAGAGAAACAAGCUGUAUGUUAUUCAGACGCUGGAGGACACAACCAAACAAAAUGUACUGAGGGUUGUUGCUCAGGAUGUGAAGUUCAGUGCUGCCCAGCUGGAGGAGCUGUACAUGCUGUUUAAGAGGCAACACUUUGUGAGCUGCUACUGGUCAGUGUGUAAUCCCGCCCUGCAGAAUCAUGACCCCAGCCUGCCAUAUAUUGACCAGUACCAGCUGGGUCAGUCCCAGUUUAGCAGCCUGUUUAACAUGCUACAGCCGUGGACCACACAAACGCACACUUACACGCUGGCACAAUCAGCCUUCCGUAUACUGGACGAGAACGGAGAUGGACUGGUGAACUUCAAAGAGUUCAUAAAUGGUCUGGAUACGUUGUACAACAGGUCAUUCACAGAAAAGCUAAAGUUUCUCUUCAAAAUGCACCUUCAACCAGGGGCCCAGGAGUGUAAGGUUUUAAAGUCAUCUAGAUCUAUUCCUCCGGCUGAAGAUCACUCUUUCUCCACUCGCCUUUCUGACUCCACAGAGGAUGGAGUGAUCAGAAGAUGUCCAGAGAGAGGUCGCGCUAAAGUAGAUCUGCAAGAAUAUCUGAAACAGUGGCAAGAAGACUUGCAGCAGAGAGAGGAGAGUAUUAAAGAUCUGCCCAGAAUUAACCAGGUGCAGUUCAUUGGUUUGACGAAGACUCUGUACGCUGUGUUCCAUGGCAAUGAGGAGGAGGAGAGUCUGUACCAUGCUGUGGCGCGAGUCACCAGUCUGUUGUUACGCAUGGAAGAGGUGGGACGCAAGUUACUGGAGAGCAACCCACUGAAAACACCCCAAACUACACCCACCACCAUCUCCCACAGCACAGCUCAGCCUGAGGUCUCCUUGACAUCACCCACCAGCCCUAAGACCGAAGGUGCCCAUGUCCCACCAGAGUCUCCAGUGAUUCAACGUGAAACUGCUCCAUCUCAUGCUGACAUAACCCCUAACUCAAUCUCACGCCCCUCUACACCCACCAGCAGUCCUGCUGGAACCAGCAGCCCCACCUUGGACACACCCACAGACACUUCCAGCUCGCCCAGCACUGUCAGAGUUGAGGACUGGAGUUUUUCCUUCGAGCAGAUUCUCGCAUCUCUCCUCAAUGAGCCGUCUGUCGUUCGCUUCUUUGAACGGGCUGUAGACACGGAUACUCUGAUUGCAUAUGCAUGUAAAAACCAGCUUAAAGACACACACUAAGCACACACUUCAGAGCAAUCACAGCAUAACACUGCCCGAAAAGACAUAAACACUCACCCCUCACUCUUUCUCUCUCUUUUCCAGAUUUCUUUGGUUCUCUUCCUUUUUCUCUUUGCAAUUUAUGCUGGUCAGUGUUUGUAAAAAACAAUUAAAAUGUCUGUCCAUUACAGAUGAAGGAAAUAAUUUAGUUGAAAUACACAUGCACACUUGCAAGUUAAUUACAAGUCAAGGGGACCAAAAAGAGAAGAAUUAUAGGUAGCACUUUACAAUAAGGGUCUGUACAUAAACAAAUACAUUAGAUUUCAUGAAAUAACAAUGAACAAUAUUUCCUUACAGCAUUUAUUAAUCUUCGUGAAUGUUGUUAUAUAAACAUUAUUGUUCAAUGGUAGUUCAUAAUGCAGUAAAUAAUGUUAAUGUAAACAACUGUAUUACAUUCUUUUCUAGAAAUUAACAUUAACUAAGAUGAAUAAAUGCUGUAUUAGUAAUGUUCAUUGUUAUUUUAACUAUUAUGUUAAUUAUUGUAAACAUACAGUUGUAAUGGGGUUCAUGGAUGGUCGAGGAGGAGGCAGGAACCGGCAGAUCAGUCAAAAUAACUUUAAUGACAUAGGUCAAGUUAAACACAGGGGCUGCUUGUGUGUGUGUGUCUCUCUCUCUAACUGGUUCCUCCAGCUCGUCUUUAUCCCCCUCCAGGCUGAUAAGGACAAUUCAGCACCGGGUGUGCAUCCUCACUUCCAUCCUUCUCCUCAUCGCAACAGUAUUCAACCUAAUAUAAAAUGUUAGCAAAUUAUAAACUGACUGUUUGAGUUAUAAAACAGAUGUCAGGUGUGACAUUGAUGCAAUUCAGAUGACAGGUGUGAGGUAUUGUGAUGUAAUUAUAAAUGAUUGCUGUUAGCUGUAUUAUGUUGUAAUAUACACGAUUGACAUAACAUAUAUUGAUGAUUGGUACAGAUAUUAUGUAAUAUAAUUCACAGCUGUUGGGCAUUACAAUGUAAUGUAUGAGCUGUUAUGAUGUCAUACAAACAGUAGGUGUGAUUCCUCGAGUUGAUAUCCCUCGUUCCCAGCCUGAUCUAGCACGUAUACGCACAUAAAGGAAUUGCAGCCACCACUAAAGGGGUGAUAAUGUUUCAAAAUACUAUGCUGUUGAACUGCUAAUGAUUGAGCUAUAUAUUAGGAAAACUGACACAAAUGGCGCCUUUAUUUACCCUUUUGAAAUAAUCUUCAUAGUUGUUUUUGCUUCUGAGUGUAGUUAAGAAAUGCCUGUUAAGAUGUUUGUUUCUUAGUCAUUGAAUGUGUUUGCAUGUACAAACCGAAAUCUGUAGUUUAUGCCUUAUUCGUUUUGGAUUCAGGUUUUCAGUACAAAUAUCACAAGUGCUUCCAUUCAACAAAAACUAUUUAAUCUUUUCUGUUAUUGAGAAUAUUUUCUGUCAUCAUUAUACACAUAAAAAAAAUUUAAAGGAAUAAUCCGGAUUCAAUACAAGUUAAACUUAAUUGACAGCAUUUUGUUUUAAAAAUAAAAUUCUGGUUUACAGUGAAGCAAUUACAACUUGCACGCUUACUAACCUUUUCUCUGUAAAGUUAUUAAAAAAAAAAUCAGCUUCGUUGCCAUGACGACAUUAUGUUGUAAACUCCAAAACCAUAAACAACUGUAAAAAUUACAAUUUAAUCCCCUUUACAGCUCAAAUAAUACACAAGUUUUAAGAGCAGAAUUUAUGUAAGUGCUUUUAUAACAUUUUAAGCUUCACAUUUCUGCCUUUUAAACACAAAAAUUAGCCUUUAUUCGCUUCCAUUGUAAGUGCCACACUGUAACCUCGAGUUUCAGUUUUUAUAAAGAAAAGGAGGGACUCUUUGAAAUGUAUUUAUUUUUUAGUAAUCAACAUUAUGCCACAAAUGCUGUCAAUUGAGCUUAACAUGUAUUGAACCUGGAAUAUUCCUUUAAUGCCAUACAGAAAAGACUGAAAUGUUUUAGCAAGGGAAAUAUUAUAACACUAUAUAUUAUAUCCAAAAUCCACAACCAAACCUGUAAAUAAAAUUAAGUGAUAGUCCACUUGACCAAUCAUAAGUAAGGGAAUAUGUACAGUAUAUGCAGUAAUGUUCUGAAUUUUGAACUUUGUGUAAAUGCUGAGAGCUUGUGGUGAUAAUUGCACAAAUGUGAGAGAAAGGGAUGUUUUGUUUAAUGAUGUGGUCAUUCUGUCUGUCUUACACUAGCUAAACAAAGUUGCUCAUUCUGUGAGUAAUGAAGUAGUUUUGUUCUUGUUAAGUUAAAAGGCACCUCAGAGUAUAGGAUACAAAAGUGUGUAUUUUCUAUUUCAUUUGUUGGUAAAAGUUCAUCAGUGGAAGAUGCUAUUGUGUUACUGUCUCUAGCAGACACACAUACCCAGCCACAAAAAUCUGCUCAACACCUUUGCAGAGGAUUACCAGUGUUUCAUUUUCUCCGAGUCAUUUACUUGCUGAACAUUUUUUGUUAACAUGUACAGCAGAGUAUGUGUGGUAAUUUUUUAUUUUUAAAUUUGUUUUGUCAUAUUAUGAAAUUUAUCGGUGAUGUCAGUGAAAUAAAAUGAAUGA
Molecule: messenger RNA, 6012 nt
Organism: Xyrauchen texanus (razorback sucker)
Lineage: Eukaryota; Metazoa; Chordata; Actinopteri; Cypriniformes; Catostomidae
Product: TBC1 domain family member 8B-like
Exons: 21
Coding region: 1-3450 (1149 amino acids)
Molecular function (GO): calcium ion binding
Source: RefSeq, a predicted model, not a curated record